AUGACAAACCAAACCGAAGAACCAAAGAGAUUUGGUCUUGAAAGCCAAGUCGCCAGAAAUCCUCACCCAGAUUUCAAGAAGGUCGAGGCCUCGCGUCCGCCAUUUGAGUCCGACAUUGUGUGGCACUACAACCAGACCGUGGACCCAAACUGGGUGCCAGGCUCUGGCGCUAACAACAAGGAUUGGGCCCAGCACAAGAAGAUCGAAUUGGACCCAUUUGGCGAGACCAGAAAGCCGGUAGACAACUACAAGAUGUUGAUCUCUGCCAUCACGCCGCGGCCAAUCGGCUUCGUCUCCACCGUCGGUGUGAACGGCACCCGCAACCUCGCGCCAUUCUCGUACUUCACCUUAGUCAACCAUGACCCUCCUAUCUUUGUUGUUGGUUUCUCCGGUGGCAAGGGUAACCCUAAGGACACCUGCAAAAACAUAUUGGAGACCGGUGAAUUGACCAUCAACAUUAUCUCUGAAUGGUUUGUGGAGGCCGCCAACUUUUGCUGUACCAACUCGCCAUAUGGAACGGACGAGUGGAUGUUGUCUGGCUUGACUCCCUUGCCGUCCACCAAAGUCAAGCCAGCACAUGUAGCUGAGUCGGCCUUCUCUGUUGAGGGCAGGUUGAUCCACUCGCAUGAAUGGACCUCCAAGGCCGACCCAUCCAGACCUACCGGUACCCUCUGCAUCAUUGAGGGUGUCAACUUUCACGUGAGAGAGGAUGUUAUUAAUGAUGACUUGAACAUUGUUGACAUUGCCAAGUUGAAGCCAGUCUCCAGAUUGGGCGGGAUCACCUAUGCUAGAACUGUCGACGGAUACGAGAUGCCAAGACCGGACUACGAUAAGGACGUUGAGGAGAAGCCAGAGGUCAAGAACUUGCUCUAAGAUAGGAAUGAUCAUAUAUAGCUUCGCAAUUGCUUCAAUAAAACGGAUGAGUUAAUUACACGUAUAUUGACAGGUAUUACCAUAUCGUUUGUAACCUUUGAACUUGAAUAGUGAGUUAUGGUUGAUUGGGUUAGUUUUGACUGCCAGGCUUAGUCUGGAGAUUUAAAAGUAUGCCAGAUGUUGCUGAACAAAGUGGCAUAUUGGCUGAAAUUAUUAGAUAUACUUUCCUUCACCGUGUGAGUAGAGGUCAAAGGGAUUCAUCAAACACCAAUUAUAGAUCGAUGAACCCAUGAUUUUCUGACCAUGACAAUAGGUACUCAACUAUAUUGGAAAUAAAUCAUUGAAUUCCGGGG
Messenger RNA from Babjeviella inositovora NRRL Y-12698, 1226 nucleotides. RefSeq lists its product as uncharacterized. Gene Ontology annotation, molecular function: FMN binding. Lineage: Eukaryota; Fungi; Ascomycota; Pichiomycetes; Serinales. The record is from RefSeq and is a predicted model, not a curated record. The transcript has a single exon. The coding region runs from base 1 to 873 and encodes 290 amino acids.